UUUGGGGACUUGGACCAGGUGCGGAUGACAUCAGAGGGCUCCGACUGCCGCUGCAAGUGCAUCAUGCGGCCGCUGAGCAAGGACGCCUGCAGCCGGGUGCGCAACGGGCGCGCAAGGGUGGAGGACUUCUACACCGUGGAGACCGUGAGCUCCGGGGCCGACUGCCGCUGCUCCUGCACCGCGCCACCCUCCUCGCUCAACCCCUGUGAGAAUGAGUGGAAGAUGGAGAAACUCAAAAAGCAGGCGCCUGAGCUCCUCAAGCUGCAGUCCAUGGUGGAUCUCCUGGAGGGCGCCCUGUACAGCAUGGAUCUGAUGAAGGUGCACGCCUACGUCCACAAGGUGGCCUCCCAGAUGAACACACUGGAGGAGAGCAUCAAGGCCAACCUAAGUCGGGAGAACGAGGUGGUGAAGGACAGCGUGCGUCACCUCAGCGAGCAGAUGAAGAGUUAUGAGAACCACUCAGCCAUCAUGCUCAGCAUCAAGAAGGAGUUAGCCAACCUGGGCCUCCAGCUGCUGCAGAAGGAUGCAGCGGCCGCCCCUGCUACCACCCCUGCCACGGGCCCUGGAAGCAAGGCUCAGGACACAGCUGGAGGGAAAGGCAAGGAUACCAGCAAAUACAACAGUAUGCCAAAGAACUUUGCAGACAAGGUCCUCACAAAGGCUCCUAAGGAGAAGCUGCUGAAGGUGGAGAGAUUGAGGAAGGAGAGUGCCAAGGGCCGAUUCCCCCAGCCCACAGCCAAGCCCCGGGCCCUGGCCCAACAGCAGGCGGUGAUCCGGGGUUUUACCUACUACAAGGCAGGCAGGCAAGAGGCAACAGAGGGCGUGGCUGACAACGCCCUCAAGAGCACUUCCUGGCUGGAACAGCAGCCGCCCAAGGUUGAAAGCAAGCCUCCUGAGCCCAACUCAGCUGAGCAGGAUGAGGCUGAGCCCAGGGUGUCAGAGAGGGCAGACUCCACCCCUGCCACCCCCACCACAGAUCCUGCCACCCCCACCACGGCUGUCUCCACCACCCUGGCUCCCACCACUAGUCCCCCGCCCACAGAGCCACCUUCACACACAGAAGACCACAGCCAAGGCAGCUGUGAGGGCACCCUGCGGGCUGUGGACCCCCCCGUGAGACAUCACAGCUACGGCCGCCACGAGGGAGCCUGGAUGAAGGACCCCACAGCCCGGGACGACAGGAUCUACGUCACCAACUACUACUAUGGAAACAGCCUGGUGGAGUUCCGCAACCUGGAGAACUUCAAGCAAGGCCGCUGGAGUAACAUGUACAAGCUGCCCUACAACUGGAUCGGCACCGGCCACGUGGUGUACCAGGGCGCCUUUUACUACAACCGGGCCUUCACCAAGAACAUCAUCAAGUACGACCUGCGCCAGCGCUUCGUGGCCUCCUGGGCGCUGCUGCCCGAUGUGGUGUAUGAGGACACCACCCCUUGGAAGUGGCGUGGCCACUCGGACAUUGACUUUGCUGUGGACGAGAGCGGCCUGUGGGUCAUCUACCCCGCCGUGGAUGACCGUGACGAGGCCCAAUCCGAGGUGAUCGUGCUGAGCCGCCUGGACCCCGGCGACCUCUCUGUGCACCGGGAGACCACGUGGAAGACGAGGCUGCGGCGGAACUCCUAUGGAAACUGCUUCCUGGUGUGUGGCAUCCUGUACGCCGUGGACACCUACAACCAGCCGGAAGGCCAGGUGGCCUAUGCCUUCGACACGCACUCGGGCACCGACGCGCGCCCGCAGCUGCCCUUCCGCAACGAGCACUCCUACACCACGCAGAUCGACUACAACCCCAAGGAGCGCGUGCUGUAUGCCUGGGACAAUGGCCACCAGCUCACCUACGCCCUCCACUUUGUGGUCUAAUGGCCCUGAGCUCACAGAGGUGGGCAGGGGCACGGGGGGGGGUCCCAUGUGGCAAUUCACGGGGCCUCUGGGGCUGUGGUGGAGGCAGCCGGUAGCCAAGAUGGUGCUCCCCUAGUAUCAAGCAGGUGAUACUUGGCUCCAUGGGCAGAGCACUGUGCCAGGGCCUUUUUGAGCAUUUACCCCUCUAAUCCACCCCAGGCCUCCCUUGGAGGCCCAUGUCACAGACAGGCUGUGUCUCACAGUAGCCCCUUCCUCCAGAUGAGAUUGGCCACGCCCUCCCCCCCCCAGCCCUCUCCUCUC
Dipodomys ordii (Ord's kangaroo rat) is the source of this 2157-nucleotide messenger RNA. It is a transcript of the gene Olfml2a, whose product is annotated as olfactomedin-like 2A. NCBI's taxonomy places the organism in Eukaryota, Metazoa, Chordata, Mammalia, Rodentia, Heteromyidae. The transcript is spliced from 7 exons. The record is from RefSeq and is a predicted model, not a curated record. Gene Ontology annotation, biological process: signal transduction. The coding region runs from base 25 to 1857 and encodes 610 amino acids.